CUCGCCGUGCACCGCACCAUGGAAGCCGUGGCCACGGCCAGCAACGCUACCAAAAUCUUCUCCCACAGCGCGCGGUCGCUGAGCUUGUACGCGUCGGUGCUCAUCAAGGACGGCAUGAACGCACAGAAAGGCAAAACCAUCCUCGAGAAAAUCAUCAAGGAUGAACCCAGCUUCCUGCCCGCCGUGCUCAUCAUGAGCGACGUCUACAUUGCGGAGCGACGGUACGAGAAGGCCCAGGAGCUGCUGCUGCGUCAGGCUGCCGUUAAUUCUUGCUACCGCGUGCACGAGCGCCUUGCCGACGUGUACUCCAAGCAGCAGCAGCACGACCUCAGUCAGCACCACCAGACCAUAGCGCAGCAUUAUGCAAACCAGGGUAAACUUUUGUUCCAGGGCGACGUCGAGCUGAGCGACCUGGAUGCCGUGUGGUCGGACGGCGACUUCUCUUUUACUGGACAAUGA
This is a messenger RNA of Hyalella azteca, 459 nucleotides long. RefSeq lists its product as uncharacterized. The record is from RefSeq and is a predicted model, not a curated record. Gene Ontology annotation, molecular function: protein binding. The coding region runs from base 19 to 459 and encodes 146 amino acids. The transcript has 3 exons. NCBI's taxonomy places the organism in Eukaryota, Metazoa, Arthropoda, Malacostraca, Amphipoda, Hyalellidae.